CCCAGACAGGAGAGACUGGAGUUCUGAUUUAGGGUUUAAGGAGGGCUUUUGCUCUUUCUCUUGCUGAGCCAAAAUGCGGAGGACGUUUACAUCACUGGCUCGAUCUCUCCCGCCAGCGCGAGGGUUUUGUACAUCGACCUCAGAAAAGAUCGUCGCUUCAGUGCUCUUCGAGAGGCUUCCGGUUGUUAUUCCUAAAAUCGAUCCCGUUGUCUACGCAUUCCAGGAAUUUUCGUUUCGUUGGCGACAGCAAUAUCGCAGAAAAUAUCCAGAUGAGAUCUUUAAAAGAUCCGAAGAGAGGGGAAAAGGUGACUACCAAAUUGAUUAUGUGCCAGCUCCUCGAGUCACUGAAGCGGACGAAAACAAUGAUAGAAGGUCGCUACAAAGAGCACUUGAUAGAAGACUCUAUCUUCUUCUCUUCGGUACCACAUAUGGAGCUCCAGAUGGGAAACCUGUCUGGCAUUUUCCAGAAAAAGUUUAUGGAUCUGAAGAGACAUUGCGCAAGUGUGCAGAAUCUGCUUUAGAAUCGGUCAUUGGAGACCUUUCCCACACAUAUUUUGUUGGAAAUGCUCCUUUUGCCCAUAUGGUUAUACAGCCAACAGAAAAUGUGCCUGACCUUCCGUCUUUCAAGCGAUUCUUCUUUAAGUCUCAAGUAAUUGCAACCAACAAGUAUAAUGUCGGGAAGUGCAAGGAUCAUGUUUGGGUGACCAAGGAUGAACUGGUGGAAUAUUUUCCAGAGCAAGCUGAAUUUCUUAACAAGAUGAUCAUCGGCUGAUGUUAUCAUCCUCUUGCAAAUCCAAGCGACUGACUUCUUUAGAUCAUUUUUAUGACUAAUAUGUAUCAGUGGACGGAUAUAUAUAUCAACUGUCUAAAUGAAAGAUUUUAAGGCGACCCUAGCCAAUCAGACUGCAGCAUGCCAACUUGAAGUUUGCUCAGCUGGAAAGAGAUUCAGCGGUUCCAGUUUUGGAUUAUUCUGUCAAGAAAUUCUUUUGUUAUCUUUUAAGUUUCCCCUUUUUCCCCCUCCUGCAAUAAGGGAAUGUUCAUAAGAUUCCUCAUUCAUAGUGAAAGUACUUUCAGAUGAGGCCAAGCCCAUGGCCUCAGGCGAAGUGACCCUCUGAAUCCUUUUGAGGGGAUAAUAAUUCCUUUCUUUUGCUUAUAUGCCUGUCUGAUGCUACGUUAUUUUCAUCAAUAGAUUCUCAUGGAAUAGCCUUUUUCUGAUA
Vitis riparia (riverbank grape) is the source of this 1217-nucleotide messenger RNA. RefSeq names its product 39S ribosomal protein L46, mitochondrial. Gene Ontology annotation, cellular component: mitochondrial large ribosomal subunit. NCBI's taxonomy places the organism in Eukaryota, Viridiplantae, Streptophyta, Magnoliopsida, Vitales, Vitaceae. The coding region runs from base 74 to 772 and encodes 232 amino acids. The record is from RefSeq and is a predicted model, not a curated record. The transcript has 6 exons. Gene Ontology annotation, molecular function: structural constituent of ribosome.